AUCAUGAUGCAUCGAUCGAUCGUAAUUUAAAGCUUCCUUUGAUGACAAGAGGUGAUAUCGAAAAGGGGUAAAUAUAGGUGAAAACUUUAAGGAAAUCAUGGGAAAGCUUGAAGUAAAAAAUCUACGGAUUUUGUCAUUGGCUCAGUGAUUACGCGAAAUUGUAGUCGCACGUUUGCUUGCCAGGGAAUGAUUCAGCGGAGCGUGGCGACUGGACUCUCUCGCGCUGUUGCUCUCUGCUGCCUUCUGUCACUCAUGAACUGUACGCGUCACUGACAAACGUGUAGUCUGCUGCGUUCUUGCGUUGGCAUCAGUGAUUGGACAAGAUUAAAGCUCAGGCCAACCAUCCCACCGUCUCACCAUCCCACCUUCUCACCAUCCCACCAUGGGCGUCUCUAGGCAGCUCCAGGGGAUGUUUGUGCUCCUGUUUGUGGGCUAUCUGGUCACUGUGUACUUACGACAAGCCGUGUCCUUCGCCUCACCCACCAUCAUGGAGUCAGAGCAGCUGAAGAACAGUGACAUCGGUUUAAUGCUGAGCAGUCAGAUGACGGGCUACAUGGUAGUCAAGUUCCUGGGAGGGACGCUGGUGGACGUACUGGACCCGGGUCUUACCCUGUCGGUCAGUCUCUGUCUGGCCGGGCUGGCUGCUGCUGCCUUCACAGCCCAGUCAUCGGUCGUGUUGUUCGCUGGGUUCUGGUUCCUGUGCGGAGUGGCUCAGGGCCCAGCCUGGGCAGCCUGCGGGGUCAUGCUCAAGAAGAACUUUCCGUCGGAUCAGCUGGCCACCUGGUGGAGCGUUCUCUCCACGUCCACCAACGUCGCUGGCACGGCCGGACCUCUGGUUUCGGGGUUUUUGAUUUACUAUUACAACUGGAAGACAGCCAUGCUGGUGGCCAGAAGUGGCUUCAUCAGUAGUCAAGAGAUCGGAGGAAUUGUGGGAUCUCUCAUCACCGGCAUCAUCUCAGACUACCUCGUUGCCAAGCACUCUGGCCGGACCACGCCCCGCCUCUACCUGGUCCUCAGCCUGACAGUGUUACAGACGGCCAGCCUCUACCUCUUUGUCUUCCACGUCUCCGCACAGUCCUCACAGGUGUGGAUCAGCGCGCUGGCGUUCUGUGUGGGCUUCUCCAUGUACUCCUGUAUCUCCCUGCUGGGAAUCUGCUCAAUGGAGGUGGCGCCCGAGAGUUUAUCGGGGACUGCUCACUCUAUGGCCGCGCUCGGGGGAAACAUCGGUCGUGUGUUGGCCGGGUACCCGCUGAGCGUUGUGGCCACCUGGUGGUCGUGGCAGGAGAGUUUCUACCUGGCCCUGGCGUUCAGCGUUGCGUCUGUGGCCGUGACCGCGCUGGGCUGCAAGUUGCUGAAAGACCGCUACCGACGACGGGAGGAGGAGGAGAAGAAGCUCAAGGCCAGCUAGAGAGAGAGAGAGAGAGACUGAGACGUGCAUGCGAUGAGAUUUGGUUGGCGGAGAUUUUUUUGUGUUGAUGGACCGUCUUCCACAGUUUCUGCCGGUGGAUGUCUCGGUAUAAACAUAUUUCUGUCCCCGUCGUUUUAUGCAAGAAAAAUUCUGAAAUUAUGCAAACUGAGCCCAAAAAUGUGAAAUUAUGCA
This is a messenger RNA of Aplysia californica (California sea hare), 1600 nucleotides long. RefSeq names its product glucose-6-phosphate exchanger SLC37A4. Gene Ontology annotation, molecular function: glucose 6-phosphate:phosphate antiporter activity. The record is from RefSeq and is a predicted model, not a curated record. Gene Ontology annotation, biological process: phosphate ion transmembrane transport; glucose-6-phosphate transport. Lineage: Eukaryota; Metazoa; Mollusca; Gastropoda; Aplysiida; Aplysiidae. Gene Ontology annotation, cellular component: endoplasmic reticulum membrane.